Molecule: messenger RNA, 719 nt
Organism: Podarcis muralis (Common wall lizard)
Lineage: Eukaryota; Metazoa; Chordata; Lepidosauria; Squamata; Lacertidae
Gene: YBEY
Product: ybeY metalloendoribonuclease
Biological process (GO): rRNA processing
Molecular function (GO): metalloendopeptidase activity
Source: RefSeq, a predicted model, not a curated record
UCUAUGGCGGAAGCGCCUCCACACAGGAAAGCAGAGUCCCUCGAGCUUCCGGAGGGGGAAGCCGGGGCGAGCCGGAGGUUCCCCUCGACGGGGCGGGGGAAGCUGCUGGAACUAUCACUAUCAUGUUGGAAAAGCACUACUUUGCAGAGCAUCGUCUUCACUUUUUAAAGAUAUGAGCCUGCUCAUACGUAACCUGCAGAGAGCCAUCCCUAUCAGGAGAGUGCCACUUCGCAAGAAUAUAGAACAAAUCCGUCGCAUUUUGGGUGUGCAGCAGUUUGAUCUUGGUGUUAUCUGUGUUAAUAACAGGCACAUACAGCUGCUCAACAGAAACUACAGAUGGAAGGAUAGCCCUACUGAUGUGUUAUCUUUUCCUUUUCAUGAGAAUCUGACAGCAGGGGAGCUGCCUCAGCCUUGUGCUCGAGGUGAAUACAAUUUGGGAGACAUUUUUCUUGGAGUAGAACAUAUCUAUCAAGAGUGUGAGGAGAAUAAGGAAGAUUUCUACAGUAUUCUUACAGUAACAAUUGCUCAUGGCAUGUGCCACUUACUUGGCUAUAAACACAGCACAGAAGCAGAGUGGCAGCAGAUGUACGAAAAGGAAGCACAAAUUCUUCUGGAGCUAAACAGAUUGUCAGACACAAAUUUGCAACCACUGACCAAACACCACUUCUAGGAGCCAUAUUUGUAUGUUGGCUCAGAAAUAAAAGAAAUGAUUCAUUCUG